Messenger RNA from Babesia microti strain RI, 1089 nucleotides. RefSeq lists its product as hypothetical. Lineage: Eukaryota; Apicomplexa; Aconoidasida; Piroplasmida; Babesiidae. The record is from RefSeq and is a predicted model, not a curated record. The coding region runs from base 1 to 1089 and encodes 362 amino acids. The transcript has a single exon.
AUGAUUCGAAAGUCCCUCCGCUCAAUAGUGCCCAAAAAACACUUCGAUGAACAAUACUCACACACUGAUCCAAUAACAACUAAUAAACGCCGGUCAAUAAAUUCAAAUAAUAAUGAUUCUGACGGUAAUAGAUUGAAACUUGAACCAAAUUUUGACGAUGGCGUAAUUCAUAUUGCCGGUAAAGACAUAUUUGAGUUUAAAUGUCUGCUAGAUAAGCAAUCCCUCGUAGCAAAUGUUACCCAUAAAGGUAUACCAAUCAUUUAUCAUGCCACUCAAUAUCGCAAUCAACAAUUUGACACAAAACAGCUGAAAGAUAUGUCAUUGUUCACUGAUGUAGCAUGUGUAAGCCAUAACAGUAGUUAUUAUGACGAAAUGAGCUGUAAUAGUUACAUUGCUUCAUUGGAAUCAUUAAUUGAAAUUGAUGCCAUUAAUGUUAUAAAAAGAAUACUAGUGAGUAGUGAUGAUAUUUGGUCACUUAGCCCCGCAAAAAUUGCGGAUGAAAUUGAACUUAAUUACAGGAGGCCCUUGAGUAAAGUUGUCAAGCGUAUGAUCGAAUGUUUAGCAAUCGGAUUUACUCAUGAGAUAUUGCUAAAUAUGCAAAUAAAUAGUAUUAGUGGAGUCAGUGGCUUCAUCGAUGGGGAGAUUAUCAAGGCACAAACAGCCUAUACCGUUAAAGGAUCAGCUACUGAUAUAGCAUUUGACGAUGUAUAUGACAUAGAAAUUGAGUCUAGCCAUGUUGACAAUAAUAACUACAAUAGCCAUCAUUGCAGUCAAAUUUCAAUUAAAAAUAAAUUUAAAAGGCACUAUUGCGACAUGAUAAUUGCUUGGAGAGUACCAAUUAACCCGGUUAAAUAUAGAAAUACAACUGGUGAUGUUGAUAACAUAUUUACAAUGUUAGACCCUAGAGAACUAGAGCGAGUUAGCAGGGUAAAUUUGUCGUUCCAGGGUAAAUCAAAAGAACUCAUAUUGUCGAAAUGUUAUGUGAAAAUAAUAAAUGCAAUAAAUAAUAUAAUUGACAAGUCUGAUUUGGAUGAUGGGAUUAGAGAUAAUUUAAGAUAUCUAGCCCUGGCAAUAACAUUUCAAACUUAG